AUGUUAUUAAAUCUAAUUCAAAUAAUUUUCUUCAACUUAUUUGUUUGGAUUAUAAAACCUUCACUUGCUUUUGGACUAUCACUUUUGUACUAUUUCACUUAUUCAACAAUUGUGCUUACAGAUUUUAUCCUUUCAUUUUUUGUAAGAGAUUGUGAAUUAAGAAAUAAAAAUUUCAUAAAUCAAGUCAGAAUAAAAAUCAAUGAGCUACGUCCUUAUCCAGGAGUAUACACUUCAGCAAGUACUUAUUUUAUCUUAAUUAUUAAGCUGAUAUGAUUACAGAAAAAGGAUAUAAUUUAGAAAUUCAUCAAAUCUUAACAGAAGACGGAUACAUUCUCACAGCCUGGAGAAUGUAUAAAAAUAUCAAAAAGGAAUAUAAAUAUCCUAUGUAAAUAUACAAUAAAAUAUUAUUCUUAGUGUACUACAACAUGGUUUGUUAGAUAGUUCAUGGUCUUGGUUUAUUAAUAAUACUAAUGAACAAACUCUGCCUUAUAUCUUAGCAGAUAAAGGUUAUGAUGUUUGGUUGACUAAUAAUAGAGGAAAUAAAUAUUCUAUGGGACAUAGCAAGAUUCCAGGUGUUUCAUACAAUAAAAAAUAUUGGAAUUUUAGUUUUGAUGAUAUUUAGAAAUAUGAUUUCAAAGCAAUAAUAAAUCAUGUUAAGAGAGCUUCAUAAAAAGAGAAAGUAAUUUAUAUAGGCCAUUCCUAAGGUUCAACUUAAGCAUUUGCAUAUUUAUCAAAUAAUAUUGAUUUCUAAGAAAACUUAAAAUGCUUUAUUGCAUUAGGACCUGUUAUUUAUAUUAAAAAUUCAGUAAUAAAUAUAAUAUUAUUAUAAUAGAAAUCAGUAUUUCUUAAAUUUGCUGUAAAAACAUGGAUAUUUGAAAUCACAAAAUUAAUUGGAAUACCAUACUUUUUUGUUUUUGAUGAUUGUUUUAAUUUAAAAAUAGGUGCACUUUGUGAUAUGAUUCCUUGGAUCUACAGAAAAUUCUUGUUUUCAAUAACCAAUCUGAUUUGUGGAUAUCCAUUAUAAAAUAAAAUAGAUCUUAAGAAAUUUGGAUUUAUGGUGUCUCAUGAACCUGGAGGUACAUCAACAAAAACAUUGGUUUAAUGGUAAUAGUAUAUUGAUUCAUAUUUAGGAUGUAAUUUUAUAGAAAUGGAACAUUUUCUUAUUUUGAUUAUGGUAGAUCUAGAAAUAUUAAAGAAUAUGGUUAAUCUAUUCCUCCAAAAUAUAAUGUAGAAAAUCUUUGUUAAUUAAAAAUACCAAAAUAUUUCUAUAUUGGAACUAAGGAUGUAAUUGCUGAUGAAAAAGAUCUUUAAAUGACAAUUCCAUUAUUUGACCCAUCCACUCUUUAAAUUAAAAUGAUAAAUGAUUAUGCUCAUUUAGAUUAUGUUUGGGCUAUUGAUGCUUACAAGAAGCUUUAUGCCAAUAUAUUAGAAAAUAUUGAAUAAAAUUAAACAUUAUGA
Paramecium pentaurelia is the source of this 1458-nucleotide messenger RNA. The record is from the annotation of a GenBank genome assembly. NCBI's taxonomy places the organism in Eukaryota, Ciliophora, Oligohymenophorea, Peniculida, Parameciidae.